CGUGUGGGCUAAACAAGUAAAAGGGGGCGAGUGCAUCAGUGGCCACGGGUGCUUCCAUUGCUUGUCUUCCAUUCUUGCAACCACAAUCGCUCAUUACACAUCCAGUCACUUCUCAUACCUUUGCACAACAUGGCACUUUCCCAAGCAGCAAAUCUCAUCGAGAAGGUCCUCGGCGAUAAGCCCACCUCGGUCACUGCCGACGAAGAUGCCAUCCACCACGAUGGCCCCACCCACCUUGCCUGCACCUGGAACGGACUCAAGUCCGUAAAGAUGCAGCAGGUACCCCUUCCCAAGGUCGUCGACCCUCAAGACGUCCUGGUCAACGUCACCGGCUCUACCGUCUGUGGAAGUGAUUUGCACCUGUACAAGGGCGGCAUCCUCCAGCUCAAGAAGGGAGAUGUUCUUGGACACGAGGCCAUGGGAGUGGUGGCUGAUGUAGGAGCCGAGGUGAAGAAGGUCAAGAAGGGCGACCGAGUCGUCAUUGCCUUCAGCGUUGGAUGUGGUACCUGUCAGUACUGCAAGGAGGGGCUCACCACCAUGUGUGAGAACACCAACGGCUCUAAGCUCCAGGAGGAGCUAUGGGGUGACAACCUCUCUGGUAUCCAAGGCUACUCUCACUUCCUUGGUGGAUACUCAGGAUGCCAGUCUGAGACUGUGCGGGUGCCCUAUGGAGAUCUCAACACCCUUGUCAUCCCCGACUCGGUGCCAGACGAGAAGGCACUGUACCUCAGUGACAUUGUCUGCACCUCCUACCACAACGUCGUUGACACUGGCUUUGAAAAGGGUCAGACGGCUGCCAUUUGGGGUGCAGGACCCAUCGGACUGCAUGUUGCUCAGUGGCUAACCAAGGUGUUUGGCGCUUCCAAGGUCGUCAUCCUUGAUAUGGUGCCUAGUCGUCUCGAGCUCGCUGCAAAGGAGUUUGGCGUGGAGACUAUUGACAUCAGCAAGCUUCCCUCUGGCCAGACUCCUUCGGGAGCGGUUCGGGAGAUCUUCCCCUCUGGAGUGGAUGUUGCCUUUGACACGGCCGGGUUCACGUACGCUCAGUCAUUUGUGCACAAGGCCAUGAUGGCCGUUGGUCUGGAGACUGACUCCCCCGAGGUGCUCAACGAGGCUAUCAAGGCCACGAGGAAGUUCGGACGAGUGGGCAUUGUUGCUGAUUAUGCAGCUCUUGCGAACGGCUUCAACAUCGGAGCACUGAUGGAGAAGGGCAUCAAGCUCAUGGGCAACGGUCAAGCCCCUGUCCAGAAGUACUGGCAAAAGAUCCUCGACGAUUACAUUAUUCCCGGCAAGUUCCGACCAGAGAUUAUCCUCACUCAUCGUUUCAAGAUCGACGAAUGCGACAAGGUCUACGAUGCAUUCGAUCGUAAAGUCUUUGAUGAUGACAAGGGAGUGGGAUUGAUGAAGUGCUUCUUGGAGACAAAGCACAGUGCACCGAGAGCUGAGGGAACGCCGGCUCUGAGCGGGGUGCCCCAGUAGAGGGGUUGUACAAUCAAAGGAAAAGGAAAAUCAUUCAGUGCUGGUAGACGUCGCAGUCGUACAAUAGUGUAAUGCAUCUCAUUAUUUCCAUC
Microstroma glucosiphilum is the source of this 1568-nucleotide messenger RNA. Its product is annotated as GroES-like protein. The record is from RefSeq and is a predicted model, not a curated record. The transcript is spliced from 2 exons. NCBI's taxonomy places the organism in Eukaryota, Fungi, Basidiomycota, Exobasidiomycetes, Microstromatales, Microstromataceae. Bases 130 to 1476 code for a protein of 448 amino acids. Gene Ontology annotation, molecular function: oxidoreductase activity; zinc ion binding.